CUAGAGAACGACCAAUUGACACGUGGGGAGCAUAAACGUCUCGGAGGCAUCUACCUUGGAGAGUUAGUCUGGGCUCUCAUCAAUAUACUCAUUGUGAAGAUUCUUAUGACCAAGCCCACCAAGCUUGUACUCAACUCCACACUAGCUGCUGCCUUUGCUGUUCGUGAUGUUGCACACUACACAGUUGCACGCACUCUGGAGCUCGCCAUGAAUGUACCGCGCUCCCUCCAAGAUGGGCGGACUAACAAUGUCUCCGCGUGUUUUCUUCGAGUCCGGCUUAUGUCAGGUCGCUAUCUUGUCAAACACGGUGGCAAGGGCGCCAUUUCUACACACUGCGUCGUUCAGCUGCGCUCUGAGGAUGACCGAGAGUCCAAUCUUAUAGACCAGGAUACGUCAAAGAUAUCCCUAUGGUCAAAAAGUCCACGCUGGAAAGAAACUUUUUUCCUUGGGCCCGUUUCAAUACUGAAGGACACACAGCUUAAAGUCCUCUGCGUUCACCAGGAGCGCGUUCCAGGAAAAUCCGGCUAUUGGGAUACUCUCUCGAGUUCUGCAGUUGGUGAGCUGAACGUGCCUCUCCUGGCCAUUGGCACAACCAAAGUCUCAUUGGAUACCUCAAAAAUGUUUUUGAAUCACCGCCAGAAGGCCACACCCACACGGGAACUCGUAGGAUGGUUCCAGUUGGGUCUACCCACAGCAGCUGCAAACGAUCUCUUUCCUCUAGAGGGUGCUGUUUCUGAUGGGCAGUCUCGCCAAGCUCGCUGCGUCGAGAAUUCUUACUCUCAUUCCAGUCAAGCAAUUCACUUUGCACCGCACUGCAGGCAGGUGAACGUGCUCACUGGGCAGAUCAAACUUGGCCUUCGCAUCAUCAGCCCCGAGCGCCUCAGGGUGUAA
Aureococcus anophagefferens is the source of this 891-nucleotide messenger RNA. Its product is annotated as expressed protein. NCBI's taxonomy places the organism in Eukaryota, Pelagophyceae, Pelagomonadales, Pelagomonadaceae. The record is from RefSeq and is a predicted model, not a curated record. The transcript has a single exon. The annotation marks the transcript as partial.